Lachancea sp. 'fantastica' is the source of this 1593-nucleotide messenger RNA. NCBI's taxonomy places the organism in Eukaryota, Fungi, Ascomycota, Saccharomycetes, Saccharomycetales, Saccharomycetaceae. The record is from the annotation of a GenBank genome assembly.
AUGGCUCAGCAGGCCGAUCAUUUGGCCAACACGAACCAAACUGUAACCACCAAUACAUAUGACUGGCUUCAAAGCCGCGAAAAUGAAGAAAGGCUGAGCAGUUCAGCUCAAAAUUCAGCCGCUUUAAGACAUACCGUUGAAAGAUGGACAAGUUUUGUUUGGCACGGUAACGAUCUCGAGAACGAAGGAGGUUCUGCCAAUCAAAAUCGCUACGAGAUACAGUACUCUGUCUUUGAACCGCUUUUUGGUUAUACAAAAUGGCCUGAACUCCCCGAUAGAUGCGAAAUCAAGGAUUCUUUCCAGCUGUUACUGCAAGACUGCACUGAUGCUAUAGUAUACCACGGUCUGGAAUUGCAACGUAUCAAGACCGGAUCUAGUGGAUCGUACUUCGUGUAUUCGGUGGCAAGUCCUUCAAUCCCUGUUGGCGUUUUCAAACCCAAAGACGAAGAACCGUACGGCCCGUUGUCACCUAAAUGGAGUAAAUGGGCGCACCGGACCUUCUUCCCAUGCUUUUUCGGUCGCAGCUGUCUGAUUCCAAAUCUCGGGUACGUUUGUGAAGCAGCAGCCAGCGUCUUAGAUGAGCUUUUAGGCACCCGGUUGGUACCGCAUACCGAAAUUGUAUCGUUGAUGUCUAAAAACUUCUACGACAAGAAACGCGCUUGGUUUUCCACACAGCCGCGGGUCAAAAAUAAAACUGGAUCAUUCCAGCGGUUUGCGGAAGGUUAUGUGGGUGCAGGCGAAUUUUUAGAUAAGCACCCUUUCCCCGGUGUAUACAAAGAUGACGAUCAGAGAUCUCAGCACCAACCUUCAGACCAAUUUUUUUGGAAUCGACAAACUCUGGCCGCAUUCCGGAUCGAAAUCGAGAAGCUUAUUAUUCUAGACUAUAUUCUGCGAAACACCGAUCGUGGACUUGACAAUUGGAUGAUCAAAGUUACGCAAUUGCCUGAUAGUUCGUGGGACGUCAAAUUGGCUGCAAUUGAUAAUGCACUGACAUUUCCCUGGAAACAUCCUGACGAGUGGCGAUCAUUCCCAUACGGCUGGCUAUACCUUCCGGUCACUAUACUGGCGCAACCCUUUUCAGAGCGCACGCGAAGGCAUUUUCUUCCCCUCUUGACGAGCACUACGUGGUGGGAGAAAUGUUUUAUGGAACUAAGUGCACAGUUUGGCCGUGAUCAAGAGUUUAAGGACCGCAUGUGGAAAAAACAAUGGUCUGUUCUCAAGGGACAAGCCUUCAACAUCGUUGAAACGCUCAAAAACCCAACACAGGGUCCUUUAGAACUGGUGCGUCGCACUCGUACUAUGGUAUUAGACGAAUUUAUGCAAGUUCCCUCGACCACGCUGCCGCUAAACAUUCUUCACAACGCAAUGGAAGAACCGCUCUCGCUUUCAGACUCCUCUCCCAUGGUUCUGUCGUCUGUGCCGGAAGAACCUACAGCUUCUAUGAACCCUGUUGUAAGUGCAACAGGGAAAACUACUGGUAUCGAUGUGACCGAAGAGCUUCCACCGUCUUCUAAAGAAUACUCCUACAAGAAGGUCGUAAUUGAGAGACUGAUGGUAGUUAACUCAAAGCCACCAGUCUUGACCUGGUGGUGA